AUGCUGGAGACCUUUGGGAAUCUUGCUGCUAUAGGCUACGUUUGGGAAGACCAUAAUAUUGAAGAACAUUUUCAAAGUUCUAGAAGAAGCGGAAGGCAUGAAAGCAGCCAUCCUGAAGAGCAGCCCUCUCAGUUUAUUCAAUGUGGGAAAGCCUUUGUACGUCACAGUUAUCUUCAUACUCAUAAAAGAACACUUACUGGAGAGAAAGCCUUUGAAUGUAACCAAUGUGGUAAAGCCUUUGCAAAAAAAUAUCAUCUCUUAAGACAUAAAAGAGUACAUACUGGUGAGAAACCCUACAAGUGUAACCAAUGUGGUAAAGACUUUGCAAGUCACAGUUCUCUUCCAAUGCAUAAAGGAAUUCAUACAGGAGAGAAACCUUAUGAAUGUAACCAAUGUGGUAAAGGAUUUAUAAGUCAAAGUAGUCUCCGAAUACAUACAAGAACACAUACAGGAGAGAAACCCUAUGAAUGUAAUCAAUGUGAUAAAGCUUUUUCACGUAAAAAUAGUUUCCUGUAUCAUCAAAAAACACAUACUGGAGAGAGACCCUAUGGAUGUAAUGAAUGUGAAAAAGCCUUUAUAUCUUACGGUCAUCUUCAUGUGCAUAAAAGAACACAUACUGGAGAGAAACCCUUUGAAUGUAACCAGUGUGGUAAAGCUUAUUCAAGAAACAGUCAUCUCCUAGAACAUAAAAGAGUGCACACUGGAGAGAAACCUUAUGAAUGUAAGCACUGUGGCAAAGCCUUUGCAACUUCCAGUAGUCUCCGAGUGCAUAGUAGAAGACAUACUGGAUAGAAACCCUAUGAAUGUAAUCAGUGUGAUAAAGCCUUUUCAUGUGUAACUGGUCUCCUGUGGUAUAAAGGAAGACAUAACACAUAUAG
This is a messenger RNA of Arvicanthis niloticus (Nile rat), 878 nucleotides long. RefSeq lists its product as uncharacterized. The record is from RefSeq and is a predicted model, not a curated record. Lineage: Eukaryota; Metazoa; Chordata; Mammalia; Rodentia; Muridae. Gene Ontology annotation, biological process: regulation of DNA-templated transcription.